AUGGGUUCGCUUGCACCAGCUUCGUGGGAACUCAAGGCCGAUAAGUUGAGGAAGAUCCUCAAAGACUCUCUCAAUCCGAAAUGGCUCUUGGCUCCGGAAGACCUGCCUUCCCCAAGCCAGCUGAACAUCUCCAAGUUCAUCGACACGUGCAAGCUGUUGACCCCACAGGAGCAGGAGAUUACAGCCUGUAGCGGCACUGAGCUAGUAAGCCGGAUGGCUGCUGGCAAGCUUACCGCCGUUGAGACAGUUACAGCGUUUCUGAAGCGCGCUCAUGUGGCUCAUCAGCUGACCAACUUCGCGACCGAGUUCUUGGUCGAUGAAGCGUUAGCUGCUGCUGCAAAGCUCGAUGCGGAAUUCCAGGAGACUGGAAAGAUUGUUGGACCGCUGCAUGGUCUGCCGAUUUCUAUUAAAGAGCAUAUUGGACUCAAAGGGAAGAUUGUGCAUUCGGCCUACGUGGCUUGGGCGGACAACAUUGCCCAAGAAGACGCUCUAGUUCUUCGGCUGGCUGCGAAAGCGGGUGCUGUCUUCCAUGUCCGCACCAAUGUCCCACAAAGUUGCAUGCACCUCGACUGCAGCAAUCCCAUCUACGGCACGACAGUCAACCCUUACAACCGCAAUCUCACAUCAGGCGGCUCCAGUGGUGGCGAAGGAGCAUGCCUCGGACUCCGUGGCUCUGUCUUGGGACUCGGGACUGAUAUCGGGGGCUCCGUUCGUGGGCCGGCGGCCUUUUGCGGCUGCUAUGGUCUUCGAACAACGGCUCUGCGCAAUCCAUACAAAGGCAUUUGUCUGCCGGGCCUAGGUCAAGAGAGCAUCAAGUGUAUCUUGGGCCCCUUGGCAAACAGUAUCUCGGAUAUUCAGCUCUUUGAAGAUGUUGUACUUAACCAAGAGCCUUGGGACGAAGAGACCUCUCUGGUUCCCCUGCCCUGGAAGAAGAUGGAGCCAUAUCAACCAGGCCAAUUUACUGUUGGUGUUAUUUGGGACGAUGGAAUGGUUCAUCCUCAUCCGCCAGUUACCCGUGGCCUCAAGUACGCUGUUGACAAACUUAAGGCAGCUGGGGUGAAGGUCGUAGACUUUGAGCCGUAUAAACAUAGCGAAGGAGCCGAGAUAAUCGAGCUUCUCUACUUCCCAGACGCAGCUGAGACACAGAAGGAAGUCCUUGCAGAAGGGGGCGAGCCGGUAGCACCAUUAACGGAGUGGGCGUUCCACUACUCAAAGCCGGAGCCGCUCACCAUCAGAGAGAAUUGGGAACUGAACUUACGGAGAGAAACUUUCCGUGAAGAGUAUCAUAAGGUGAUGAAAGAUCGCGGCGUCGAUUUCAUCCUUUGCCCCGCCUAUGUCGGCGUGGCUGCAAAGUGCGGCACUCCUCAAUACUGGCAUUACACGACUAUCUGGAAUAUUCUGGAUCAACCAAGCAUCACUUUCCCGACUGGUCUUCAUGUCGACCCCAAGGUUGACGUAGUUGAUGCCAACUACAAGCCUCGAUCCGCAACAGAUGAGAGAGAGUACAAGAAAUAUAUUCCCGAAGCGUUUGUCGAUGCCCCGAUCGCUCUCCAGCUCGCUGGCAAGCACUUCCGGGACGAGGAGACGGUGGCUGCAGCAGAUUUGGUAACGAAGAUCAUACAAAAUUGA
Molecule: messenger RNA, 1629 nt
Organism: Colletotrichum tamarilloi
Lineage: Eukaryota; Fungi; Ascomycota; Sordariomycetes; Glomerellales; Glomerellaceae
Exons: 5
Coding region: 1-1629 (542 amino acids)
Source: RefSeq, a predicted model, not a curated record